AUGCGCUCUAGACCGGUCCGGGAGUCUAUUCUCGAGAUUAACGAUCGUUUAUGGGUCGUCGGAGGCCGAUUCACCAUCUCGCGAGAACCGACGGCCCCGUCAGAUCGGCCGUUCUGGAGUGAUGGCGCGGGCGAGUUCUUUGCCGUGUCCGAACCCGCAAGCCAGCAGGCCCUGCACGGUCGCCCACUGUCCCCCGAGAGCCCGAUUGCACUCGUGAAUGAUGCAGGCGACGUCAAUGCGGCUUGGCGGAUCGGCGAGGCCUUUUUGAAAGUGCAGGCGAAUUUCUACCUCGCCAGAACCCGCGAGCAUACAACGCUGGACUACCUCCACGACCCUUCCAACGGCGUUGUGUUGUCCGCCUCGACACCGCGCGUCUUGUAUCACAACGAAUUUGACGAGCGGUACUAUCUUAUCACGACGCGGGUUCCAGGAGAGACGUUGGAAAAGGCGUGGCCGGCGAUGGACGAGGCCGUCCAGCAGGCAUGUGUCGACCAAAUCGUGGAUACCUGUAUCACGCUCGCACAAAAAACGAGCGCUACGAUUUGUGGCGUCGACGGUGGUCAGCUCGCGGACAAUUGGAUAAAACCUCUCGUGCCGACGAAAGACUAUUCCUCCAAGGCGCUAGCUGCCCAUUGCCGAGAGAUUGGGAUGGACAUGUCCAAGGAUUGUAUGCUGUACCACUGUGACUUGGGGCCCACGAAUGUCCUCGUAGACGUUAACGACGGCUGCCAAAUCGGUAUUGUUGAUUGGGAAGUUGUCGGAUUUGUUCCUAAAACCUGGAUCAGAACCAAAUUUUGCGUGUGCGGGGCUAUGAACUUCAACUUCGCCAACGGGGACGCGGAGAGAGGCAAGGAAUGGAGACAGCGGGUCCAGCUUCGGUUGGCAGACGCAGGCUUUCCGGAGGUUGGCGAUGCUUGGCGUACGCGAUUCUGGGCUGACUACAACGCUCUGUGCUCUGAGGAAGAGUAA
This is a messenger RNA of Sporothrix brasiliensis 5110, 969 nucleotides long. RefSeq lists its product as uncharacterized. The coding region runs from base 1 to 969 and encodes 322 amino acids. The transcript has a single exon. Lineage: Eukaryota; Fungi; Ascomycota; Sordariomycetes; Ophiostomatales; Ophiostomataceae. The record is from RefSeq and is a predicted model, not a curated record.